AUGAUUACCGCUCUAUUUGUCUACGAUGGCAAGGGCGACGUUAUAAUGUCCAAAAUGUACAAGGAAGGUGUACGCAGAAAUAUAUCCGACGUGUUCCGGAUUCAGGUCAUCAGCGCCAAUCAAAAAACCACCUCCAACGGUUCAGGAACCGGAAAAGAGGUCAGAUCACCAGUGUUGACUCUCGGAUCAACCUCGUUCGUGUACAUCCGCUCUGGACUUCUCUGGAUUUGUGCUGUCACAAGAUCAAACCAAGAUUGUUCGAUGAUCUUGGAGUUCCUCUACAAACUUGAGGCAUUACUAAGUGCUCUUGUUCGGGAAGGAAACGAUUCAUUCUCCAAGGUUCCAUUGACGGACGAGCUCUUGAUUAACAACUUUGCAUUGAUCCAUGAAAUAUUGGACGAGGUGGUCGAGUUUGGCUACCCUACCAACCUUGACAUCAGUGGCUUGAGAAGCCACAUCACCAGUAUACCCAACAACGGUAAUGUGUUCAAAGACAUCAAAAACACCAAAGUGACAGCAUCCACCAAAAAGGAGAACACCAGCAUUUCCACCCUGAAUAUAACCUGGAGAAACGGGGGGAUCAAGUAUCGUCGGAAUGAGAUCUUCUUAAAGGUGGAGGAAAAAAUUAAUGUCAUCAUGAAUUAUGAAUCGGAAGUCUCGAGGGCGCUGGUCGAAGGAGAAAUCAAAAUGAAGGCCCAUCUUUCGGGAAUGCCUGAGUGCCAUUUUGGAUUGAGCGAUGACAGUGUAUUUUCCACUGAUAUUCACUCCGAUCACCGCAACACUGGAGUCACCCUCGAGGACUGUAAGUUCCACCAAUGUGUGGAACUCAAGCGAUUCGACUCCGAGAGGUCCAUCCACUUCAUCCCUCCCGAUGGUGAUUUCCAGAUGAUGUCGUACAGAUGCUUACAGAACAUUCACCUUCCAUUCAAGGUCAAUGCACAGGUUCAAGAAAGAGGGUCUAGGGUUCAAUACAAAUUGGGGAUCAAAUCGUUGUUUCCCUCCAAGCUUCCGGCCACAAACGUGAUAGUGAAAAUUCCCACUCCUAAGGGAGUGAUUAAGUCCUACAGCGAUACUACAUCAGGCAAGUGUAAGUAUCAGCCGGAUGAAAACGUUUUUGUUUGGAAGUUUUCCAAGUUUUUCGGAGAACAAUCCCACACAUUGACAGCGGAGUUAGAUUAUACACCCAACACGGAAGGAGGCACUCGGAAUCCGGGAUGGCUGCGCCCUCCGAUCACUAUUGACUUCGAGUUAGAGAUGUUUUCGAGUUCGGGGUUGGCGGUGAAAUACUUGAGAGUGCAAGAAAAGAGUAACUAUCGAACCGUGAAAUGGGUGAAGUACUCGACAAAAGCGGGUUCCUAUGAAGUGAGAUACUAG
This is a messenger RNA of Suhomyces tanzawaensis NRRL Y-17324, 1374 nucleotides long. It is a transcript of the gene APM4, whose product is annotated as Apm4p. The record is from RefSeq and is a predicted model, not a curated record. Bases 1 to 1374 code for a protein of 457 amino acids. Gene Ontology annotation, biological process: intracellular protein transport; clathrin-dependent endocytosis. Gene Ontology annotation, molecular function: clathrin-cargo adaptor activity. Gene Ontology annotation, cellular component: AP-2 adaptor complex; cytoplasmic vesicle. NCBI's taxonomy places the organism in Eukaryota, Fungi, Ascomycota, Pichiomycetes, Serinales, Debaryomycetaceae. The transcript has a single exon.